Messenger RNA from Rhipicephalus sanguineus (brown dog tick), 1164 nucleotides. RefSeq lists its product as uncharacterized. Bases 373 to 1164 code for a protein of 263 amino acids. Lineage: Eukaryota; Metazoa; Arthropoda; Arachnida; Ixodida; Ixodidae. The record is from RefSeq and is a predicted model, not a curated record. The transcript has 6 exons.
GUCUGCUGCGCGAUUUCCCGCUGGUUGCGAAGAAAACACGCUUCUGUGACGUAUUAUGGUUGGCUGCUCGGCUUUAGGGUGCGCGAAUGCUUCCGUAAAAGGGAAGAAAAUGUUUCGUUUUCCAUGGAACGAAGCGCUCAAGCGUAAAUGGGCGGUCGCCGUCAAACGAGCGACCGCGACCGGCGAGCUCUGGAUACCGCACGUGGGAGCUAGAAUAUGUGAAGAUCAUUUCGUCACAGGUGCACCCAGCAAGGAUCCUCAGCAUGUGGAUUACGUGCCGUCUUUAUUCCGCUACAAUGAAAGGGCAAUUGAAGCUGCACGAAAGAGGAAAGAGAGUUACGUGCGGCAUGCAUCUCUGGCGCAAAAGCGGGAAUGUGCGAGGCAACAGCAGCCGACCUUGUGCGCGCAGGGCACCACUGCAGACCAGCGAUGAAUUCACCGGGAGGCGACUCUUAUCACGAUAUUCAGGACGACGAAGACGAAGUGCCAUCCUACAUCCAUGCUACAAGCAAUGCAAGAUCGGCAGAAGUGCAGACGGACGCUGACACUGCUGUGUGCAACUCCUGCCAGCGUUUGAAAGAAGAAGUAAGGAAGUUAAGAUUUACCUUCGAGGAGCUUGGGCGCGAAAGCUCACGGCAUGUGGAAGAACAAGAUCGGAACGUUGUGAAACAUAUGAGCGAAGCAAAGGUCCAGUUUUACACAGGUCUCCCAAAGGCUGUGUUUUUUGCCAUUUUGUCAAGCAUUGUGCCCGUAUUGCCAACAGCCCGAAAGAAGUUUCCGCAUCAUCUACAGCUCCUUACAUUUUUGAUCAAGCUGCGGCUCAACGUUCCCUUCAGAGACCUGGCGUACCGGUUUAUUUUAGAUCCCAGGACAGUAAGCCAGAGUUUCAGGACUGUACUUGACAGCAUGUUCCAUUUGUGCAAAGGCCUGAUCAAGUUCCCAAGCCGUGAAGUAUGCGAGAGCUGGUUGACUGAAAAAGAGCUGAAGCAUUUUCCUAGGCUUCGGGCAAUCAUCGACUGCACCGAGGUGCACGUGGCAAGGCCGCUUAACCUGGACGAGCAGCAAGUGGUAUGGAGCACAUACAAACAGAACACCACACUGAAAUAUCUGGUUGCUGUUAAUCCACACGGUGCUGUAAUGUUUGAAGUUAUAAGGCGCGAAUAA